CUUGGCCCCGCCCACUACAUGCACCCCUUUCCCUUCUGCGUCUGCGCGGCCUCCGUCACAGGGCGGCAAGAUGGUUUCCCGGCCCGAAAGUGAGGGCACGGUCCCCAAGCGGAAGCGGAAGCGCAUCUCCGAAGGGAACUCCGUCUCAUCCUCCUCGUCAUCCUCCUCCUCUUCCCACCUGGAGACCACGUCAAACAACAACCAGUUUUCCCUGAUGCAGUGGCCCAUGUACAUGCUGGACUACGGCGGCCUCAAUGUUCCGCUUCCGGGAGCCAUGAAUUAUUCGGACCUCAGUUUCUGAACCAGAACCUCAAAACAAAACAAAACAAAAGAAAUAAUGAAUGGUGUGUAAUUUUCGUUUGUACAAAGUGUAUAUUAUUCCAAUAUGUAUUGAUGCCUUUCAGUUUUUGCAAUGAUUUUUACACUAUAUUCCUGCCGCCAGGGCCUUUUUAAAUAAAAAAAGAAUAAGAAGGGUUGCCUUGCUCUGAAAAAUCAAACCGUUUCCUGAUUUUUUUUUUCUCUUUAAACGAACAAAUACCGUUUUGUAAUAAACAAAAAUACAAAACAAGAGCCGGGCGAGCGAGCGAGGCUCAGUCGUAAAUGCUCUUUUUUAAUUGAAUUAUUAUUAAUAAUAAUAAAAGUGCUUUACAGUGA
Messenger RNA from Anolis carolinensis (green anole), 654 nucleotides. RefSeq names its product general transcription factor II-I repeat domain-containing protein 1-like. The transcript is spliced from 3 exons. NCBI's taxonomy places the organism in Eukaryota, Metazoa, Chordata, Lepidosauria, Squamata, Anolidae. The record is from RefSeq and is a predicted model, not a curated record. The coding region runs from base 71 to 301 and encodes 76 amino acids.